AUGGAAGAAAAUGCACGACGAGACCCAGAGCGCCCAGACGACUCCGACGACGAGUCCAACCGGGCCGUGCUGCCUCUCCUCCAGCCACCUGGCAACCAGCAGUCCCACAGGAUCACCAACUUUUACAUCGAUAACAUUUUAAGACCGGACUUCGGCCGCAAGAGGAAGGACGGGACUUUGGUCCGGGAGGGAGACAGUCUGGGAGUGAUCAGAGAGAGAAAGUCCUCCAAAACUGGCAACCCGCGGCAGGGUGGAGCAGGAGGCGAGGAGGAGGAGGAGGAGGAGGAGGACACGGCAUCAUCCAACGACCGGCAUCAGGACACUGAGGCCAGGAGGCCUGUCCUGAUAGCCGGUGAUAAGGCUGUGAAGGGCCGGGGGAGCAGCGGGGGCCGUAGCCCUCAGGCCAACCCGGCCCCUGCGUCCAAACCGAUGCUGUGGCCAGCCUGGGUCUAUUGUACCCGCUACUCGGACCGUCCGUCAUCAGGGCCAAGAUCCCGUAAACCAAAGAAGGCGCCGACCCCGAGUAAAGAGGACAAGCGGCCCCGGACGGCCUUCACCGCGGAGCAGCUGCACCGGUUAAAAACGGAGUUCCAGAGCAACCGGUACCUGACCGAGCAACGGAGGCAGAGCCUGGCCCAGGAACUUGGCCUCAACGAAUCUCAGAUCAAAAUCUGGUUUCAGAACAAGCGGGCCAAAAUCAAGAAAACCACCGGGAAUAAAAACUCUCUGGCGCUGCAUCUAAUGGCGCAGGGACUGUACAACCACUCCACGGCCAAGGACGUCAAUAAGUCGGACAGCGACUAG
Molecule: messenger RNA, 804 nt
Organism: Morone saxatilis (striped sea-bass)
Lineage: Eukaryota; Metazoa; Chordata; Actinopteri; Moronidae
Product: homeobox protein engrailed-2b-like
Exons: 2
Coding region: 1-804 (267 amino acids)
Biological process (GO): multicellular organism development; neuron differentiation; regulation of transcription by RNA polymerase II
Cellular component (GO): nucleus
Molecular function (GO): RNA polymerase II cis-regulatory region sequence-specific DNA binding; DNA-binding transcription factor activity, RNA polymerase II-specific
Source: RefSeq, a predicted model, not a curated record